AUGGAGCCCCAAAGUCCACAUGGCAGCGGUGGGUCCCUAGUGGUGGUGAUUCAGCAGCCUUCCUUGGACAGCAGGCAGCGGCUGGACUAUGAGAGAGAGAGCCAGCCCACGACUAUCUUGUCACUGGACCAGAUCAAGGCCAUCAGGGGCAGCAACGAGUACACCGAAGGUCCAUCUGUAGUGAAGAAACCCGGGCCGCGGACAGCACCGAGGCAGGAGAAGCAUGAGAGGACUCACGAAAUCAUACCAAUUAAUGUGAAUAAUAAUUACGAACACAGACCCAGCCACGUGGGGCACCAGCAUAACGCCAGGGCUCCCGUCUUGAGCAGAUCGACCAGCACGGGGAGCGCGGCCAGCUCGGGGAGCAACAGCAGCGCGUCCUCCGAGCAAGGGCUGCUGGGGAGGUCGCCUCCAUCCCGGCCGGGCUCCGGCCACAGGUCUGACCGGACAAUCCGGACGCAGCCCAAGCAGUCUUCUUUGCUUGUAGAUGACCUGAAGGGUCCUUUGAAAGAGGACUUGACGCAGCACAAGUUCAUCUGCGAACAGUGUGGGAAGUGCAAGUGCGGCGAGUGCACGGCCCCCCGGGCGCUGCCCUCCUGCCUGGCCUGCAACCGGCAGUGCCUGUGCUCGGCCGAGAGCAUGGUGGAGUACGGCACCUGCAUGUGCCUGGUCAAAGGGAUCUUCUACCACUGUUCUAACGACGAUGAAGGGGACUCUUACGCGGAUAAUCCCUGCUCCUGCUCCCAGUCACACUGCUGUUCUAGGUACCUGUGCAUGGGAGCCAUGUCCUUGCUUCUGCCUUGCCUGCUCUGCUACCCUCCCGCGAAAGGAUGCCUGAAGCUCUGCCGAGGGUGUUAUGACCGCGUCAAUCGUCCAGGCUGCAGAUGCAAGAACUCAAACACAGUCUAUUGUAAACUGGAGAGCUGCCCCUCUCGGGGUCAGGGCAAGCCCUCAUGA
This is a messenger RNA of Chaetura pelagica (chimney swift), 957 nucleotides long. RefSeq names its product sprouty homolog 1, antagonist of FGF signaling (Drosophila) (gene SPRY1). The record is from RefSeq and is a predicted model, not a curated record. Gene Ontology annotation, cellular component: cytosol; membrane. Gene Ontology annotation, biological process: negative regulation of Ras protein signal transduction; negative regulation of fibroblast growth factor receptor signaling pathway; multicellular organism development. The coding region runs from base 1 to 957 and encodes 318 amino acids. Lineage: Eukaryota; Metazoa; Chordata; Aves; Apodiformes; Apodidae. The transcript has a single exon.